Molecule: messenger RNA, 389 nt
Organism: Ambispora gerdemannii
Lineage: Eukaryota; Fungi; Glomeromycota; Glomeromycetes; Archaeosporales; Ambisporaceae
Source: the annotation of a GenBank genome assembly
CUAAAGAUUCUAAAACCAAAAACUCAGAAAGUUUUAGACAAUUACAACGAACUGUUUUUCAACGAAGCCUAACAAUUCUUCUCAAACCAAUACUAAAUUGUCCAGAACUUCAAUUUGUAGUGCGUCGCAAUGUGAUCUCUUUUAUUCCACGGAUCUCGGUAAUUUUGGCUGACCUAGCUGAAGUUAAUAAAUUUACAAACGUCUAUCAACCCUCAACUUCAAAGAAACCUUGUAGUUCCUGCUUAAUCUCAAAAAUUAAUUUGAAUAACACGGAAUUAACAGACUUAUCGCUUAGAACUCCACAAAAUAUGAAACAAGAAAUCGAAAAUGGUCAGGCACAUGAGAAUUCGAUUCACACCGAACAUAAUAUAUUUUGGGAAAUAAGUUGA